Molecule: messenger RNA, 1027 nt
Organism: Populus nigra (black poplar)
Lineage: Eukaryota; Viridiplantae; Streptophyta; Magnoliopsida; Malpighiales; Salicaceae
Product: heat stress transcription factor B-3
Exons: 2
Coding region: 22-705 (227 amino acids)
Biological process (GO): regulation of transcription by RNA polymerase II
Cellular component (GO): nucleus
Molecular function (GO): DNA-binding transcription factor activity; RNA polymerase II cis-regulatory region sequence-specific DNA binding
Source: RefSeq, a predicted model, not a curated record
UCUUUUUCUCUGAAUAAAUACAUGGCAGAUGACAAGGGUUUAUUAGAAUAUGUUAGAAAAUCAACCCCGCCACCUUUUUUAUUAAAAACCUACAUGUUAGUGGAGGAUCUGGCGACCGAUGAUGUGAUAUCAUGGAACGGGGAGGGGACCGGAUUUGUGGUGUGGCAGCCGGCAGAGUUCUCUCGUGAUCUCCUACCAACACUCUUCAAGCAUAGCAAUUUCUCUAGCUUUGUCCGGCAACUCAAUACUUAUGGUUUUCGAAAAGUUGCAACGAGCCGGUGGGAGUUUUGCAAUGACAUGUUUCGGAAGGGAGAAAGAGAGCUACUACGCCAAAUUCGUCGAAGAAAAGCUUGGACUAACAAGCAACAACCUAUUGCACCAUUAAUUGAUCAAGUCGCACCACAGGAGUUUGAAGAAGAUCAAAGAUCAUCAUCCACUUUAUCAUCGUCCGAAUACACUUCUCUAGUUGAUGAAAAUAGACGACUCAAGAAAGAAAAUGGGGUCUUGAGCACUGAGCUUUCUAGCAUGAAAAGAAAGUGCAAGGAGCUACUUGAUUUAGUAGCUAAAAACGCACAUUUGGAGAAAGAAGAGGAAGAUGAAAGGCCAAAGUUGUUUGGUGUGAGAUUGGAAGUCGAGGGGGAAAGGGAGAAGAAGAGGAAGAGAGCAGAGAUUAGAGAAAGUGCAACCAUUUUACUAUCUCAAUAAUGCAAAUAAAAUGUGUGCCAUGUAGAAUAAUCCAAGGACAAGUCAUCAGCUACUAAGACAAAAAAAUGAAGUAGCUAGCUUAAUUAGACACAGAAAAGUUUGAAGUUGUAUUCUCUGUUGUUGUUGCUGUAGUAAUGAACAAGAUCGAUCUGUACAUUGCCAAGUAUCUUUAAGGGUGUUAAAACGGGCACAAGCCCCCCUUAUGUUAGCUACAUGAUUGAGUGAAGUUAACAUAUGUUUCUUGUUGUUGAAAAUGUAUAAUAUAUACAAUUUUACAUGGUUUGCUUGGCAAUGCAAUUGCUGUUCGUAGUAGUAAGUUACA